AUGAACAACGACCAAUUCCGCCGGCUCCUCCUCGCCAACACCUCCAAAUCCAAAUCCCAAUCCAACCCCUCCCCCAACAACAAUGGCGCGUCGUCUCCCCCAGCAUCCUCCCGACCGUCCUCCACCGCGGCGCUCGGCUCCCGCCUCAAAUCCAGCAUCCCCAUGACCCCCCGCUCCGUCACCGGUAGCGCCGGCUCCAACACCAACCGAUCCACCUUUGCCCGCCAACUCGCCGAACAAAACCAAGCCCCCGAUCAAAACAACAAACCCAAAAACAAAAACCAAUUCCGCUCCUUCGCCCCUAAAGGCAGUAAACCCGCCCAAGGCUACGUCGAUCGCGCACGUACCCGCGAAGAACAAGAAGACGAUGAACGGGCGGCGCGGUUGAAAGUGCUAGAGGAAUCGUUCAAAAAAGAAGAGAUGGAUCGGGAGAUGUACGAUCGGUUACGGGCUGAGGUGGCAGGCGGGGAUUUGGGGAGUACGCAUUUGGUGAAGGGGUUGGAUUUUAGGUUGUUGGAGAGGGUGAGGAGGGGGGAGGAUGUUUUUGGGGGUGGGGGGGAUGGAGAACUACACAAUGGUGGGGGGGCUGGGGGAGAGAAGGAGGGGGACGGGGGGAAGGGAGAUGGGAUAGAGGGAGAGGGAGAGGAUCCGGAUGAUGCGCUGGAAAGGUUGGAGGCGACGGAGGUGAAGGCUGUGGAAAGGGAAAAGGUGCAGAAAAAGGGCCAGUUCGCCACGACGGGCCUCAACCCAGGGCAGAAACGCUCGCGGAACCAGAUUUUGGCUGAACUCAAAGCUGCACGCGCAGCAGCAGCUGCUGCCAAAGCGAAAGAAGCCGAGUCGAGUCUAGGGUCACGGUUCAAAAAAAUCGGCGAGAAGAAGACCCCCGGCACGCGGAUAGAGCGAGAUGGCAAAGGGCGCGAGGUGAUGAUUAUCGUGGAUGAGGACGGGCAUGAGAGGCGGAAGGUGCGCAAGGUGGACCCGAGGGUUGCGGCGGAGGAGGAGGAGAGGGAACGGGUGAUGUUGGCGGCGUCGGGGGAGAUUUUGGGAAUGGAGGUGCCGGAGGAGGUGAGGAAGAAGUUGGAGGCGCAGAAGGCGGAGGAGGAGGGGAAGAAGGAGAUUGAGAGUAUCUUUGAGGAUGCUGGCUCGGAUUAUAAUCCGCUUGCUGGGUUGGAGGGGUCGGAUGAGUCGUCUGAAGAGGAGGGCGAGGCAGAGGAGGGGAGAACGAAAGAGGAGAAGCCGCAGAUAAAAGCUACAUCCACGGCAAUGCCCCCACCACCACGACCAAUUCCAAACAACGCCACGACACCCGCAUCAAGGAACUACUUCCAAGAUUCCAAAACCGCCCUCACCUCAUCCGAAACCUACAAAGCCCCCUCCCUCGACGACCCAGCCUUCCGCGCAGCCCUCCAAAAGGCCAAAGCAGCAGGGGCACUGGAAAAGUCCGCAGAAGAACAAAAAGCAGCCGAGCGCGAAGCCCGGCUCAAACAGAAACUCAGCGAGCUGCACCGCGACGACGAGGACAUGGACAUGGGGUUUGGGUCGAGUCGGGUGGAGGACGAGGCGGAUUUGGAGGAGGGAGGUGGAAAGGUGAAGUUGUCUACGUGGGGGGGUAGUGAUGGGGAUGGUGAUGAGGAGGGUGGUGGUGGUGGGAGUGGGAAGACACAGCAGAGGAAGAGAGGGGGGAAGAAGAGGAAGGGGGAUAAGAAUAAUUUUGAGGAUGUUAUGAGGGACACCUUUGCCAUCCUGCUCGCGGCCUACCACCCAGCCAUCCGCAUCCUCGGCGUCUCGACCGUCUUUGGCAAUGCCUCGCUCGAAAAAACCACCCAAAACGCCACCUCCAUCCUAACCGCCCUCCACAAAGCCACCGCCAUCCCCGUCCACGUCGGCGCCUCCCACGCCCUGGUCCGCCCCCCGAUGCACGCCCCGACCGACAUCCACGGCCACACCGGUCUCGACGGCACCGACCUCCUCCCGACCCCCACCGUCCCCGCCAUCACCACCCCCUCCGCCAUCGACGCCGCCUACACCGCUCUGCGCGCCUGCCCCCCCGGAACAGCCUGGGUCGUCGCCACGGGCGCAUUCACCAACGUCGCUGGUCUGUUUGCGCGGUAUCCCGAUUUGGUCGGGCAUAUCAAGGGGUUGUCGCUGAUGGGCGGGGCGCUGGGGGAUGGGUUUACGGAUGCGGUGUUGGGCGCUGUGGAAGGGGUGCCGAGGGUGGGGAAUUGGACGCAGUUUGCCGAGUUUAAUGUUUUGGCGGAUCCGGAGGCGGCGGAGGGGAUUUUUGGGGAUAGGGAGUUGGCGGGGAAGACGACGUUGAUCCCGUUGGAUUUGAGUCAUUUGGUGUUGACGACGGAGGAGGUCAGGGGGUUGUUGUUGUAUGGGCCGGAGGGGAAAAGGGGGGGAGUGAAGGAGGGAGAGGGGAAGACGAGGUUGAGGACCAUGUUGGUGGAGUUGUUGAUGUUUUUUGCGAGGACGUAUAGCGAAGUCUUCGGCAUAACCGGCGGUCCCCCCCUACACGACCCCCUCGCCGUAGCCGCCGUCCUAACCGGUCUCGCCGACGACCCCGACCACACCCACCACGCCCACGCGCAGCACGAGAUCCCCUUUUGCGACACCAACCUAACCCAAACGACUAGCGACGCCUACCACCCCCCCGCGAGCCGAGAACGCUUCGAAGUGACUGUUGUCACGGAGGGGUCGUACGAGGAAGCGCGGGCGAAUAAGACCAAGACGGGACAGAUCAAGGCGAGGUUGCUGCCGCCGGGGGAGAAGGGGGUGAGGAUUCCGAGGAAUUUGGAUAUUCCGCUGUUUUGGAAGGUGUUGGAGGAGUGUGUGGCGAGGGCGGAUGAGGCGAUUGCGAGGGAUGAGGCUGCUGCUGCUACCGCAGCUCAGUGA
Messenger RNA from Dichotomopilus funicola, 2895 nucleotides. RefSeq lists its product as uncharacterized. Lineage: Eukaryota; Fungi; Ascomycota; Sordariomycetes; Sordariales; Chaetomiaceae. The transcript has 4 exons. Gene Ontology annotation, molecular function: purine nucleosidase activity. Gene Ontology annotation, biological process: purine nucleoside catabolic process. The record is from RefSeq and is a predicted model, not a curated record. Gene Ontology annotation, cellular component: cytosol. The coding region runs from base 1 to 2895 and encodes 964 amino acids.